Sus scrofa (pig) is the source of this 2785-nucleotide messenger RNA. Lineage: Eukaryota; Metazoa; Chordata; Mammalia; Artiodactyla; Suidae. The record is from RefSeq and is a predicted model, not a curated record.
GCCGGACCGCCGCCUGCAAAGAAGAUGCCCUCGCCUUGCCGCCGAGCCCUUCUGCUCCUACUGGCCCUGCUGCUGCCCUCGCCAUCCCUGGCCCGCGCCCCUGCUGCCCCGGGCCCUGCCGCCUCCCUGCUGCGGGCUCUCGGGUUGUCCGACGCACCCCGGGACGCCCCCACGUCCCGGCCCGUACCCCCGGUCAUGUGGCGCUUAUUCCGCCGCCGGGACCACCAGGAAGCCAGGGCGGGCUCAAGGAGAACACCCCCGGCGGCCGCCCUGCGGCCGUGCCACGUGGAGGAGCUGGGGGUCGCUGGAAACAUCGUGCGCCACGUACCGGACCGCGGCGCGGCUGCCCGGCGCCCGGAGCCCGCCUCGGCUGCCGGGCAGUGCCCGGAGUGGACCGUCGUCUUCGACCUGUCGACCGUGGAACCGGCAGAACGCCCAAGCCAGGUUCGCCUGGAGCUGCGCUUCGCGGCUGAGGAGGCGUCGGCGGGGAUGGCGGGCAGCUGGGAGCUGAGCGUGGCGCGCGCGGGCUCUGGUCCGGUGCUGCUCCGCCAGGCGGUGACCGCCCUGGGAACGCCGGUGCGCGCUGAGCUGCUGGGCGCCGCCUGGGCCCGCAACGCCUCGGCGCCGCGCAGCCUCCGUCUAACACUGGCGCUGCGUCCUCGGGCCCCCACCGUUUGCGCGCGCCUGACCGAGGCCUCGCUGCUGCUGGUGACCCUCGACCCGCGCCUGUGCCACCCUCUGGCCCGGCCGCGGCGCGAGGCCGAGCCCGCAGUGGGCGGUGGCUCGGGGGGCGCGUGUCGCACGCGGCGGCUCUAUGUGAGCUUCCGCGAGGUGGGCUGGCACCGCUGGGUCAUCGCGCCUCGCGGCUUCCUAGCCAACUACUGCCAGGGAAAGUGCGCGCUGCCCGCCGCGCUGUCGGAACCGGGUGGGACGCCCGCGCUCAACCACGCGGUGCUGCGCGCGCUCAUGCACUCGGCCGCCCCCGGCGCCGCCGGCCUGCCCUGCUGCGUACCCGCGCGUCUAUCGCCUAUCUCUGUGCUCUUCUUUGAUAACAAUGACAACGUGGUACUACGGCACUACGAGGACAUGGUGGUGGAUGAGUGCGGCUGCCGCUGAUGGGGGCAGGUGGGCGGUGGCAACAAUAAACACUACGUGGUCCGCUCUACUGUCUUCUUGAGCCGUGCCAGGGUGGUUGGGGGUGGGGAGGGAAGCGGCCGAGAGCAUCACCAUGAUCCACCAGGGUGGUGGUAGUGGGGUAGUCUACAGCGACGCCACCGGCCCAUCCCUCCCAAGCCUUCCAGAACCCCCAUCUCCCGGCGGCCCAUGGCAUGCGCCUGAGCUCUGGGAAUUGCCUGAGCAGUCUCCGCUGUGCAUAUUUGGCCUGUCUCAGCCUUCCCAUCUAGGUGGUUCCAGGUCCUGCGACGCCAACCAGCCAGACCCCCAGACCAAGUCCUAUGCCACCCCCCCCCCGUAGUUACCCAGCCCGGGGGUGAAUGCAAGAGCUAUUUUAUUAAGAUUUUUAUUGGUGACAAAAGAGCUUAAAACAAAUUGACCAAAAAAUCAAAAGUUAACGUUGCCUUGGUACAGAUGCGCCUCAAUUUAGGAAACUCAUAGUAACUGCUGCUAAGGUGGAGAAAAAAACGCAAACAGCACAAAGCGGAGGCAAAGCAUUCCAAGGAACAGAACAGGGUGGGUGGGUGUGUCACCCAUGGGGAGUUCACACAUGGGGUCAGAGCAGAAACCUAUCCAAACUCUAUGCAGCUACCAAAAGAAGUGGGAACCGAAAGCCCUACAGCAAUGGUAAUAAAUAAGAGGCCUUGCCAGAAGGAAGGUGGCCUGUACGUCCCCAUCUCUCCCGUGUACCAGCUGGAAUCUGGAGGCUCUGGGAUAAGGCCAGUGUCAGGCACACCGGGAGGGGGAUGCUGGGGGUCAGGGUCAUCAAGGCCCAGAUAGGCAGGAUUAGGGUUAGACGGUCCCGACUAGAUCUGGCCAGGGGAGGCUAAUACCUCACCAUGGUUUGGGAAGAGCUGGGGUGAUUCCACCAGCUACAAUAACUUCUCCAAGUGCAACCAGACCCAGGCAGAGACCCCCUUGUAUGGCCAGAUGGAACAAACUCUUCCAAGGCCUUCCACACAGAACUUAUUUCUGAAACUUACUUCCCUUUCCCCCCAAAGCAGAAACGACCCCACCUCAUUGAAGCUGUGCCCCACAGGUAGAAAGGGCUCCAACUAAGGGAGUAGGGUGGGGAACGAAGGGGGAUGGGGUGCUCAGUGAGUCUAACCCAUCACAGGCACAGUGCGCGCCUGCCCGGGGGACAGGGACGGAUCUUCCUGGCUGCUGCUUUCCACCAAAUCCUCAGGAAGGAACCCAGGGAAGAAGCCACUGACGGGUGAAUAGCUACCUUCCCGCCCUCCGGCCUCAGGGCCAAGUCCUGCCAGAGGCCCCUCCUGGGGGGGGGGUGGGUGGGAGCGGGGCCGAGUCCACGGCGCACUGGAAGCGCUUUGUUUCUCGGAGUCCAGCGGAGACCACGGAGCUGCCUGCCCGGCCGAGGACCGCGCUCCCUCACUGCCCUGAUGCACAGGGAGAAGCCGCUGGAAGCUAAAACUGAAAAAAAUCCUCCUCACGUCACAGGUGUCGAUUCCAAUCUUGAGUUGUGUCGCCUUGUUUAAACUUCGUUUCUGGAAGCUUCUGACAUCUCCCAGGUCCACCACUAAGAUUUGAGAGAUAAACUCAAGAAAGUAUUUUUUUCAGUACUCCCUUCAAAGAAUCUUAAAAAAAAAAAAAA